This is a messenger RNA of Baudoinia panamericana UAMH 10762, 1029 nucleotides long. RefSeq lists its product as uncharacterized. Gene Ontology annotation, cellular component: nucleotide-excision repair factor 1 complex; nucleus; ERCC4-ERCC1 complex. Gene Ontology annotation, molecular function: single-stranded DNA binding; damaged DNA binding. The annotation marks the transcript as partial. Gene Ontology annotation, biological process: mitotic recombination; UV-damage excision repair; nucleotide-excision repair. The record is from RefSeq and is a predicted model, not a curated record. Lineage: Eukaryota; Fungi; Ascomycota; Dothideomycetes; Mycosphaerellales; Teratosphaeriaceae. The transcript has a single exon.
AAACCAGGCGUGAUCCAACCCAAACCCCAAGUCCUCGCCAAACGCACCGGCCCGGCCAGCAUCAUUGUCUCCCCCCGCCAAAAAGGCAACCCAGUCCUCGCCGCCAUCAAAUCAAUGCCAUGGGAAUACGGCGACAUCCCUGCCGACUACGUGCUCGGUGUAACAACCUGCGCCCUCUUUUUGUCACUAAAAUACCACCGUCUCCACCCGGAGUAUAUUUACACCCGCAUCCGCAAUCUGCAAGGAAAGUACAACCUCCGCAUUGUGCUGGUGAUGGUGGACAUCCAAAACCACGAAGAGAGCCUGAAGGAGCUCUCGAAGACGAGUCUAAUCAACAACGUCACCCUCGUCCUCUGCUGGAGUGCGGUGGAAGGGGGCCGGUAUCUGGAACUGUUCAAGACGUACGAAAACGCCGCUCCGACGAGUAUCAAACAGCAUCAAUCAACAAGUUACAGCGAUCGCAUGGUCGAGUUCAUCACCACACCUCGGAGUAUCAAUAAAACCGACGCGGUGAGUUUGGUCAGCCAAUUCGGGUCUAUCCGUACAGCGGUCAAUGCGCGACAUGAAGACAUUGCUACGAUAGCCGGGUGGGGCGAGAAGAAGGUGCAGCGGUGGUGUACGGCGGUCAGGGAGCCUUUUCGCAUCAAGCGGGCGGCGAGACGGGGGCUCACGGGGCAGGAUUCGAUGGCGAUUGCGAGUCAGCCUAUGUCGAGAGCGGGAACGUUGAGUAGAGAUGUUACACGUGGGGAGAGCGAGUCGCCGAGGCCGACUUCUGCGGCGGGCAAUGCGGAUGCGGAUGCGAGGCCAAAGUCACGGUUGGGCGAGCAAGUGCCGCUAGGCAACGUCUUUUCCGAAGAGGACGACGGAAUGGCGCAGGCAGAUGCUUUGACGGGACCUGCCAUACCACCCGCAGGUGGUAAUGCUGGCAGCAACGCUCCAUCAGAGGCGAGCAAGAAGCGCAAACCGGAUGAUGAUCCACUGAAUGACGGCGUCAUGGCCGCGUUGAGCAAACUUCGUAAGAACGGAUGA